Ceratotherium simum simum (southern white rhinoceros) is the source of this 1512-nucleotide messenger RNA. RefSeq lists its product as uncharacterized. NCBI's taxonomy places the organism in Eukaryota, Metazoa, Chordata, Mammalia, Perissodactyla, Rhinocerotidae. Gene Ontology annotation, cellular component: plasma membrane; Golgi apparatus. The record is from RefSeq and is a predicted model, not a curated record. Gene Ontology annotation, biological process: activation of protein kinase B activity.
GCUUGCUCCUUUUUGCCAAUGGACAACUCAGCAUUUGAAAUGCAUGGAGAUGCAACACAGAAUGUUUUGUCUGUGGGGAAGAUGGACACCAUCUCCAGAAUGGAAAAGAAGAGGCAGUGGUCAUUGAUGAGUGUUUUCCUGGUGUGUCUCCUGGCCUGCACCAUUACCACUGCAGUAGGAGUACUGAUUCUCUCCUUGGUUUAUGUUAACAACUCUCAGCCCCAUUCAGAAGUUCAUUUAGUACCCGAAGCCCAGCCUCUGCGAGCAACGACGAUUCCCAUUGUUCAAAAGGCUGUUGAUCCAAAAUUCCAGUUUCUUAAUCAUUUACCUAAAUCCAAGGUGUUUGAGUUCCCUGGUGGUGCCAUCCAGUGGGCCCGGUACAGGAGCAAUGUCAAAGACUAUCUCAGCGUUGAAGAAGAGGCCUUUGGCAGCAGCUUGAACAGUCAGAGAUCACAGAUGACUCUGGGGACCCUGAGAAUAAAAAGCAAUGGCCUCCGGGCCCCUCAUUGGCACUUCAAUGCUAAUGAACACGGCUAUCUCGUACAGGGCACAGCGUGGAUUGGGGUGGUUGACGAUGGUGGUGUGGUUACCACGUACAAUGUUACAGCUGGCCAGGUGAUCUUCUUCCCUAAAAAUACACUGCACUGGAUAAAGAAUGUGGGCAAUGAAGACUGCUUUUUCUUACUCUUCUUUUCCACACACGAUGAACUUCAGACCCUGGAUGUUGAUGAUGUAUUUUUUUCUACACCUGAGGACAUUGCUGCCAGGUCACUUAAGCCUGAAGGUGGAAUUAAUUUCAUUAGAACGUUCCAUAAGCAAGAAGAGGAUCAGGGGGUCAACCUUCCUCCCAACCUGGCAGAACUGGUUAUGAAUGCUAGUUAUGCACAGUCUCCAGACAGCCUUGUGUGGAGAUACUUUUAUGACCUUAAAGGUUCAAAAGAAUAUCGAUUUCCAGGAGGAAUAAUACAACGGGCACAAUAUUGGAAAAAUGGAAGUGAACUAAGCAACAAUGAAAAAAUUUUUAGUGAAUUCCUGAAUCAGCAUCAAAAUGCCCUCGCUUUGAGUACACUCAGAAUUUAUAACAAUGGAUUACGACAGCCACACUUUCAUUUUAAUGCAAACGAAAUGGGAUAUGUAAUAAGUGGAUGUGCAAAGGUGGGCAUUAUUAAUACUCAGGGUACCAUAGAGUUUGACAUUCACAUUGGAGAUGUGAUAUUUUUCCCCAUUGGGACCCAGCAUUACAUUAAGAGCAUGUGCGAUGAGGAUUUGCUUUUCAUUCUUGCCUUCAGCACUGGAGACCAGCUGCAAACCCUUGACAUGGACGAUUAUCUGCAAGCCACAGCAGACCACAUCCUGGCCCAGCUUUUCUUCAAGAAGCAAAGUGAGUUUAAGAAGAUCCCCAAAUUCAAGGAGGACCAGGCAAUCAACCUGCCUUAGAUUUGCUGAUGAGUUCAUAUCUAUUCUUCCUUCCUCAUUUGUUACCGUUUUUAAAGGAGGACCACUUGGCUAAUG